AUGAGAAAACGAGCGGGCGUAAACUGCAGGGCGCUAAGCGAGCUGCUCGACCGCUUGCAAAAGGAAACAACGGCCGUCGACGGGGAAUAUUUUCAAUUCAGGCACAAUUCCUGCCAAAUGAUGAUCGUCGAAACACUGCACUGCUUGCGGGGUUGUAAAUUCGAACGAAAAGCAGAAUCAGCCCAGCCUCGUCUGCAGCAGCAGCAGCAGCAGCAUCCUGCAGUGCUUCGGAAUCGUCUGACCACUGUCAAAGAACAGUUCGCAUUGCAAAACCUCGACCAUCUCUUUGAUCCGCGCUUUCUUUCUAGCGUCGACCGCCCGCCUGCUUCGUUCGGCCUUUCCGCUCGCAGCCGUAGCUAUAGUCCAAGCAAACCCGCUUGCAGCUCGAUUGCACAUCGCCUUGGCGGUAUCACAAAGCACCGCACACCAAGAAGUGCAAGCCCCUGUACCCCAUCCCAUACAAAGAUGCUCUCAUCAGUACCAUCCACAUCAAGAGCAGCUGCGCUCCUGAUCGCAGCCACGCUUCUCCUCCUCGCCACCACCACCGAAGCACAAGUCUCGAGCGCAUUCGCAGGAACAAGCUUCCCCCUCUCCUCAUACGUACCCGCCAACACCUUCACGCCCGUCACUACCUUCGCUCAGGCUACAGGAGGCAACCCAACCGUCAUCGGCGGUCCCGGUCCAUCACCUGCCUCCGGCUCCUACCAAUACAGCUACACCGUCCCCACGCAAACCGUCCCCGCUAUCUUCCCCUCGCAAGUCUACCAGAGCUUGGCCUCCAGCGCUGGCUACAACACGGCUCCCAACGCCAAAAAUCUCGUACCAGACCCGAACAACCUUCAGAUUCCAAGCAAUGCGGCAGCGGAUCAGUUCAACUUUGCCGCUGCCAAGGCUGUCUUCUUCAGCGUAGCAGCGGCUGCCGUGGUUGUGGUCAUGCUCUGA
This is a messenger RNA of Pseudozyma hubeiensis SY62, 942 nucleotides long. RefSeq lists its product as hypothetical. The transcript is spliced from 2 exons. The record is from RefSeq and is a predicted model, not a curated record. The coding region runs from base 1 to 942 and encodes 313 amino acids. NCBI's taxonomy places the organism in Eukaryota, Fungi, Basidiomycota, Ustilaginomycetes, Ustilaginales, Ustilaginaceae.